GCUAACAGCGGCCAGGAUGGUGUUAUGUCAUAUUCGUGCGACGGUACGGUUAGGCAAGCUGGUGACCAAAGCCGGCCCGCAAUGUUCGGCACUGCGGUCUCGCCUGUUCAGCAUUAGCAGUGUGGCCCUUAAAGAGCGACUCUUCACGGACAAACACGAAUGGGUGUCGGUGGACGGUGAAGUGGGCACGGUUGGCAUUUCGAACUUUGCACAGGAGGCACUCGGCGAUGUGGUGUUCGCACAGCUGCCCGAUCCCGGAACCAAAUUAUCGCAGAAGGAUGAAUGCGGCGCGCUGGAAAGUGUGAAGGCAGCGAGCGAAAUUUACUCACCCGUGUCCGGUGAGGUGACGGAGAAGAAUGGUGCCGUAGAGGAGACGCCCGGUUUGGUUAACUCGUCCUGUUACGAGAAUGGUUGGCUUUUCAAGCUGAAGCUCACAAAGCCGGACGAGCUGUCGAAGCUGAUGAGCGAAGAGCAGUACGCGGAAUUUUUGAAAACUGCUGCCCACUAGGCCCGGCAGUAUGGUGCAUGCAGCGAACAAAUGUGUGCCCGUUUAUCGUUACCUACCGUUUAAGUUCUACUGUAAAUGCCAAUGAAUAGUGAGUGUUUGAUUUGUGGUAAUAAAUAAAACAUUCUGUGUGUGAG
Molecule: messenger RNA, 642 nt
Organism: Anopheles maculipalpis
Lineage: Eukaryota; Metazoa; Arthropoda; Insecta; Diptera; Culicidae
Gene: ppl
Product: glycine cleavage system H protein, mitochondrial
Exons: 4
Coding region: 17-508 (163 amino acids)
Biological process (GO): protein lipoylation; glycine decarboxylation via glycine cleavage system
Cellular component (GO): glycine cleavage complex; mitochondrion; cytoplasm
Source: RefSeq, a predicted model, not a curated record